Molecule: messenger RNA, 1135 nt
Organism: Cuscuta europaea
Lineage: Eukaryota; Viridiplantae; Streptophyta; Magnoliopsida; Solanales; Convolvulaceae
Source: the annotation of a GenBank genome assembly
AAACCCUAGGGAGCCCUGUUAUACUCAUAUCUAAAGGCUGAAGGUUCCGUUCCGUGAAGAAGUCCCAUUUGCUGCAGACGGAAGAUCCGCGAAGAAGUUCCAAUGGGGAGAAGGCCAGCAAGGUGUUACCGCCAGAUUAAAAACAAGCCAUACCCAAAGUCAAGGUACUGCCGUGGUGUGCCUGACCCAAAGAUUAGGAUAUAUGAUGUGGGAAUGAAGAAAAAGGGAGUGGAUGAGUUCCCCUUCUGCGUACAUUUGGUCAGUUGGGAGAAGGAGAACGUCUCGAGUGAGGCCCUUGAAGCUGCCCGAAUUGCUUGCAACAAGUACAUGACCAAGUUUGCAGGAAAAGAUGCCUUUCACCUUAGGGUUAGGGUUCACCCUUUCCAUGUCCUUCGUAUUAAUAAGAUGUUAUCGUGUGCUGGGGCUGAUAGGCUCCAAACGGGAAUGAGGGGGGCGUUUGGCAAGCCACAGGGUGUCUGUGCCCGUGUUGCCAUUGGACAGGUUCUUCUUUCCGUUCGCUGCAAGGAUUCCAACAGUCAAAAUGCACAAGAGGCUUUGCGCCGUGCCAAGUUUAAGUUCCCUGGUCGCCAAAAGAUCAUUGUUAGCCGAAAAUGGGGUUUCACAAAGUUCAACCGUACUGAUUAUUUGAACUACAAGAAGGAAGGCCGCAUCAUGUCUGAUGGUGUCAAUGCUAAGCUUUUGGGAUGUCACGGACCUCUUGCAAAACGCCAGCCUGGAAAAGCAUUUAUCGAUGCAGCAGCUUAAUCAUUUUGUUUUGUUUCACAAGACUCUUGAGCAAAAGUCUAUCCCUAUGGCACGCUAUGAUUUUAUUUCAUUCGAGCAAAUAUAUCAAGACAUUACUUUAUGAAUUUAUGUCUUUAGUGGGUUGGUGUUGGUUUCACAGUAUUGAAGACUUUGAUGCGUUUGCUAGUUAUCAUAUUUCAAUGGUCGUCUUCUUGCCUUUGCCUUGUAUAUUAUAUAUUACUACCAUUAUUGUUGGAAUAUCUAUACUGGAACUAAUAUGCAAUCAUUUAUAAUGCAAGAUGGAAAUUUUGAUUUCUUACGCUGAGUUGCGUUAUAAUAAUAAAAAUGAACUUUUGAUUUCGUGCGCUGAGUUGCGUUAUAAUAAUAAAAA